UUGGGAUUGCAGAGAUGCCUCGCCUUCUACUUGUGGCAGUUUUUGUGAUCUUCUUGGCUCUCCCUGCAGUUUCAGACAAGCAUGGUGCCAGUCCUUUUGUAAAGAGGGCUGUGGAGAAAGCCAUUCGCGCAGUAGAUGCAGCAUAUAAGUAUUCCAGAGAAGUGAACCUGGCCAAGCUCCAGUCGGUUUCUGUGAAGGCCUCUGACAGGCUGUCGUUUCUCAAGCGCCCUGCCCGGGACACGCGCACUGCAGUACGUGCUGCAGAGUACAUGGAAAAUGCACUGAGAAUCAUCCAGGAGAGAGCCCACCACAUCCACAAGCGCUCACUCAAUGCGACAGAUCUGCUGACAGAUGAUGACUUGAACACUCUUGUCAGGCUGACGGGCUGCGCCGCAAGGACCAGGUCCCCAUCCUGCUUCACCACCCCCCUGGUGGACAAGUACAGAACCAUCACUGCCGUCUGCAACAACAAAAAGAACCCUCGCCUAGGGUCUUCCAACACCCCAUUUGCGCGAUGGUUGCCUCCAGAGUAUGAAAACGGGUUAUUCACACCCCGUGGCUGGGACCCCACAAAGCUCGUUAAUGGACGACUCCUGCCCUUGGUCCGUGAAGUCUCCAACAAGAUUCUGAGCACUCACAACGAGGAUGUGGAGCAUGACACGGUGUACACUCAUCUUCUUGUCAUAUUCGGCCAGUGGACAGACCAUGACCUGACAUUCACACCCAUGUCCCCCAGUAUCCGCUCCUUCAGUAAUGGCAUCAACUGUGAUGCCAGCUGUGAUCAGGCCAGUCCUUGCUUUCCCAUCCGGAUCCCAUCUAAUGACACACGAAUUCAGGACAGAUCUGCCUGCAUCCCCUUCUUCCGCUCAGCUCCAGCCUGUGGCACUGGUGACAAUGGGUACGCGUUCGGAGCCCCCAAUGUCCGCCAGCAGAUAAAUGCUCUCACUGCCUUCCUGGAUGUGGGCCAAGUGUAUGGCUCAGAGGAAAGCUUAGCAAAGACCCUGCGCAACCUCACCAAUGACCUGGGCCUGCUUGCUGUCAACCAGGAGUUCACUGACAAUGGGCGGGAGCUCCUCCCCUUCAAGACAAUGUCCAUCAACAUGUGUGCCACCAGGAGGAAAGUCACUCAGAACAACAGCCUGCAGGAGAUCCCUUGUUUCGUAGCAGGUGAUGUGCGAGUGGAUGAGAAUAUCGGCCUGACGUCUGUCCACACGCUAUUUGUCCGGGAACACAACCGCCUGGCGCGGGCCCUCUCCAAACUCAACCCACACUGGAGUGGAGAGGAAAUCUACCAGGUGGCCCGGAAAAUCAUGGGGGGUUAUCACCAGGUCAUGACCCUCCGGGACUUUCUACCACAUAUUGUUGGUCCAGACACAAUGGCUAGACUCCUGCCUGCAUACACUGGCUAUGACGAAGGCAUAGAUGCCAGUAUUGCCAAUGUCUUUGCCACAGCUGCAUUCCGCUUUGCCCACCUCAUGCUACAGCCUUUCAUGUUCCGGCUGGAUGAGAAUUACAAAGAGCAUCCACAGUUUCCCAGCGUCCUGCUGCACAAUGCCAUGUUCACACCCUGGAGGGUGGUGUUCGAAGGAGGAAUUGAUCCACUUAUCCGGGGUCUAGCUGGCCGCCCAGCCAAACUCAACACCCAGGAGCACAUGAUGCACGACGAACUGAGAGAGAGGCUCUUCCAGCUCACCAGCAGACUGGCCCUGGACUUGGGGUCUCUCAACAUGCAGCGUGGGAGGGACCAUGGCCUGCCUGGGUACAAUGCUUGGAGGAGAUUUUGCGGCCUUUCAGACCCCAAGAAUGCAAAACAGCUUGCUGGUGUGCUUAAUAACAAGGACCUAGCAGACCGACUCCUUGAGCUGUAUGGGACGCCCGAGAACAUUGAUGUCUGGCUGGGCGGCGUCUCAGAGCCCUUCGUCAAAGGGGGCCGUGUGGGGCCACUUUUCGCCUGCCUCAUCGGCACACAGUUCCAGAAGAUCCGAAAUGGUGAUAGGCUCUGGUGGGAGAGGCCGGAGGUUUUCACCAGGAGGCAGCAGGAAUCCCUGAGCCGCGUCUCCAUGGCUCGUAUCAUCUGUGACAACACGGGGAUCCGGGACGUCCCGCAGGACCCCUUCCUGUACCAGCCUCGUGGAUCAGGCUACACCAGAUGCUCCGAAAUCCCCAAAUUUGACCUCUCACCCUGGAAAGUGGCAGUAACCGCUGCAUAAAAAAUGUCAAUCUGACACAGCAAGACCAGGACAACCAGCUUGUAGCCAGGAAGCAACAAAUGGGAAUCUGUGAGAUCCUGCAGUGGAGCCUAUUGAUCUCCUUUCACCUUGCCCUUUUUGACAAAGUUUUUUUUAAUUGUCAUUUAAUUCAUUUUGCACUGAAGCACAUUGUUAAUCUAAAUGACACACCUCUACACUGAGGUACUGAGCACCACAUUUUAAGGGGAAGGGAGACUUUAUUUUGCAGAGAAUUGACUAUGAUCUGUAAUACAUUUCCGAGGUGAUGGGUUUAAAAAAUUAUUCAAAUGAAAGACUUUGAUUAGUGUAAAUACUAUUCAGGGAAUCAUGUUUUACAUACUAUAAAACAGCUGGAAACUCAGCCUUCUCAUUGCAGAGUUUUAAUGAAAUUUCAUUUUUUAACAAGUACUUAUAAAUGAUGACUUCUUAUCUUCAUAAAGGUCUUUUUCUGAUUCAAAACAUCCCUUGGUAACUGAUUUAGAUGAUUCCUCUGACUGGGUGCUCUACAAUCUGUGGUCUGAAGUCUGUCAUGAAUGAGAACAUCUUUGUCUUUGUAUUUAUCAGGAAUUGUAAUGUGAUUUAAUUAGAGUAAGGUGGUUAUGUGGGAUUUCUUCCAAAACAGUGUUCCUAUUUAUUGUUUUGGUCAGUCAGACAACAGUAACCAAAGAAAAACUUUCCUUAGGAUAGAAAACAUACAAAAAUUAAGCUUCCGAGGUGUACUGUUACAUUCCUACUAUAAAAUUCCUAAUAAUGGUUUUCUAGUGUCCAAAUGAAAUAUGUACCACAAGGAAUUCUGAAGGGUUUGGAAACAGAAGCUAAAAAGCCAACCACCCCAGCACUGCCAGCUUCCCUUUUACAAAGUACUUCCUGUAACUGAUCCUUAACACUCUUCAGGUUUGUCCUGGAGGGGUGUGAGGCUGCAGGUCUUAACACACUGUUUGGAUCAUUUCCAGUCUACAGUACAGCUGGAAUCCAAGUAGGUUUAUUCUAGCAUUUAGGCUUUGUUAACUGUAUGAAAGAAUAAACAUUUCAAACAUACAUAUUUGAAUCGCACAUACAGUAUCACAUUAUAUUCUUUGUAAUAUGUUAGAAACUCUUGAGGGCCAUUACAUUUUUACGUUGUGGAACAUGAUGAUAUGUUAUUUAAAAAAUGUUUACUGUCUUUCUGGUAGUGCAAUGCUUUGUUUUACUACGCUGAUUCAUGUUUUUGAUUUAUUUAAUGUUUAAA
Lepisosteus oculatus (spotted gar) is the source of this 3456-nucleotide messenger RNA. Its product is annotated as eosinophil peroxidase-like. Gene Ontology annotation, molecular function: peroxidase activity; heme binding. Gene Ontology annotation, biological process: response to oxidative stress. NCBI's taxonomy places the organism in Eukaryota, Metazoa, Chordata, Actinopteri, Semionotiformes, Lepisosteidae. The record is from RefSeq and is a predicted model, not a curated record.